Dendrobium catenatum is the source of this 959-nucleotide messenger RNA. Its product is annotated as subtilisin-like protease SBT1.7. The transcript has a single exon. Gene Ontology annotation, biological process: proteolysis. NCBI's taxonomy places the organism in Eukaryota, Viridiplantae, Streptophyta, Magnoliopsida, Asparagales, Orchidaceae. Gene Ontology annotation, molecular function: serine-type endopeptidase activity. The annotation marks the transcript as partial. The record is from RefSeq and is a predicted model, not a curated record.
GUAAAAUUGUAAUAUGCGUGGCUGGCAGGUUUAAGGAUGAGGUGAAAGGAGAGGCAGCAUACCUAGCUGGCGCGGAGGGGAUGAUCGUAAUAAACGAGCCUUCCCAAGGACACACUACUUUUUCUUCUGCUCAUGUUCUUCCGGCAUCAAAUAUAGACCACCCGGCAGUAUUAGAAAUUUUAGACUACUACUACAACAAUCAACCCAAUGCAUUUGCCAGCAUACGCUUCAAUGGCACCCAAUUUGGAUUUACUCCCUCCCCCACUGUUGCAUCUUUCUCCUCUCGCGGGCCAAGCCGCAUGAAUGGUGGGAUCAUCAAACCCGACGUGCUCGCCCCUGGAGUCAACAUUUUGGCCGCCUGGCAUACAGAUGUUGGCCCUAACCCAAAUCCAUUGGCGACCCACACCUUCAACUUUGACAGUGGAACCUCCAUGGCCGCACCACACGUAGCAGGGAUUGCAGCAUUGGUGAGGAGCAAACACCUUGGGUGGACCCCAGCGGAGAUCAUAUCAGCAAUUGUAACAACCUCGAAUGACUCAUGGACGGAUGCAGGAGAUCUCAUUGUCGAUGAUACCUCAUACAAAACUGCAGGGAUAUAUGCCACAGGGGCUGGUCAGGUGAACCCGACCAGGGCGGUGGACCCAGGUCUUGUGUUUGGGCUCACCUUAAACGACUAUAUUGGAUAUCUUUGUGGCCUUGGGUAUGAUGAUACGGAGGUUUCACUUACGAUCGGAAAACAAGCACGUUGCAAUAUGGUUAAGAAUCUAACCGCAUCAGAACUUAAUUACCCAUCAAUCGCGAUCAAUUUGACUAGAUCAACGAUGAGUCAAAUAGUGAACAGGACGGUGAAGAAUGUAGGGGAUGCAAGAGAGGACUACUCAGCUAAGAUUACCGAGCCCGUGGGGGUAGCAAUUUAUCUCUCAACUUAUAAGCUUCGAUUUACAAGGUUGAAUCAGGAG